CACAUCAUCAUCAGCUGGAUGAUUUUUGUGGCAUUUUUACUCGGGACUUUUGGCAAUGCCAUCAACAUCAUUGUGUUUAUAAAACUGGGAUUUAGCGACACUGUGAACAUCAGCCUCUUCGCCCUGUCCAUCUCCGACCUGGCCUGCCUGUGGUCGUUGGCAUGGCUCAUCGUCUGCUACUACCCGCCAUUCUUCUACGCUGACCUCCCGUUCGUGCCUUAUGAGAUAGAGAACGUCACAGCGGGUUGGCCCCGCAUCUGCUUUGUCCGCAUGACGGCGUUGAUAACGUCCUACAUCGCACUCGAGCGUUGCGUCUGCAUAGUGCUUCCGCUGAAGGUGAAGACGCUCCUGACGCCGCGUCGCGUUGUGUUCAUCCUGGUGACGAUUUGCGCCCUCAUGAUCAUCAGCAUCGUUCCGAUAUUUCCGGUCACACCUUUUGUGUGGAAGCUCCUGCCGUCCACCAACCGCACUGUCCUCGGGACCAUAUUUGCGCCCAACAGAGACGACGUCUCCAACACGAUGUACAUUUUCAGCAACGCCUACAGCUACGCGGCGUUUAUUUCAAUAUCGUGCUUCACGGCAAUUCUAGUGGGGCAGCUGCGCACCAAAUCGAAAUGGCGCAAUAUCGCUGCGUCUGUCAACAAUUCUGGUUCGGUGUCUAAGCGAGACCAAAAAGUCGUGAAGAUGGUCGUGGUGAUAUCCGCGGUUUUUAUCGUCUGCUUCUUUCCGGAGACGGUCAUCUACAUCGGCACGGUGAUCAAUCAGGAUUUCCGUGUUGCCGGGCGUUACCGCAACUUCUUCUUCAUUGUCAACUCCAGUAUGUAUUUCCUGGAGGUGACUAACUCCAACGCCAAUGUUAUAAUUUACAUGAGAAUGAGCUCUAAGUUUCGUAGAGCCUUUAACGCCAUCAUCUCAUUCAAAAAGAAAGAAAAAUCAUUUUAA
Molecule: messenger RNA, 942 nt
Organism: Lymnaea stagnalis (great pond snail)
Lineage: Eukaryota; Metazoa; Mollusca; Gastropoda; Lymnaeidae
Source: the annotation of a GenBank genome assembly